Messenger RNA from Nematolebias whitei (Rio pearlfish), 474 nucleotides. It is a transcript of the gene vmp1, whose product is annotated as vacuole membrane protein 1. Gene Ontology annotation, biological process: Golgi organization; autophagy. Gene Ontology annotation, cellular component: endoplasmic reticulum; membrane; endomembrane system. Lineage: Eukaryota; Metazoa; Chordata; Actinopteri; Cyprinodontiformes; Rivulidae. The record is from RefSeq and is a predicted model, not a curated record.
AUUGUGACGUGUACGGAAUUAGUUUCCGGAUGAAGUGAACAGGAUAAAGCCUGAGCUGACAUGGCAGCCAAUGGAUCGAGCUGUGAACAAUCUAAGAGACGUGCAGGACCCAAGGACAAACUGAAUGGCAUGUCCACAGAUUUAUCCGUAAGAGAGAGACGACAAAAAGACAAGGAAGAACGUCUUUCUCUGGUGGUGUGGAGGAGACCUGUCAUCACGCUACAAUAUUUCCUUCUGGAAACCCUCAUCAAGCUAAAGGAGUGGACAUACGAGCUUUGGCAUCGACGAGUAGCAGUGUUCUUAUUUUUGGUGUUGUGUUCUGUCUUCUCCAUCACAUACUCCACAGAGGGAUCUCACCAGCAAUAUGUUCAGUACCUGGAGAAGAAGUUUCUAUGGUGUCUCUACUGGGUAGGCCUUGGGAUCUUGUCCUCAGUAGGACUUGGGACUGGUCUGCACACCUUCCUGCUUUAUCUG